This is a messenger RNA of Aphanomyces astaci, 1432 nucleotides long. RefSeq lists its product as hypothetical. The record is from RefSeq and is a predicted model, not a curated record. Gene Ontology annotation, biological process: protein homooligomerization. Lineage: Eukaryota; Oomycota; Saprolegniomycetes; Saprolegniales; Verrucalvaceae. The transcript is spliced from 6 exons. Bases 36 to 1325 code for a protein of 429 amino acids.
CACGAUUCUAGUGAAAGGUUGUGUUAUCGCCGACCAUGGACGACGACUUCAAGGACCGAUAUCGACACGUGUGGGAGUCGCUUGAGCAAGAGGACAAAGCUUUGGCUCAAGAGAAGAAGAAGCUCAGCGAAGAAUGGGUCGUGAUUGAAAAGUACCAGCAGUGCUACGAACAGGACCGCGCCACGUUUGAAGCCAUGGUCCACGACAAGUUUGCGUUUCUGCCAGAGGAUGAGAUGGUGCAGUUCAACAUUGGCGGCAAACUGUUCAAAUCCACCGUCAAAGUGUGGACGCGCGACCGGUUUUCCAUCUUGGCGCACGUGUGCACCGCCACGCCCAAGCUCGCGCGCGACAGCCGCGGCCACUUUUACUUUGACCGGGACUGGUGGAUCUUCAAGUACAUUUACGCGUUCCUGCGUGACAAGACCCUGCCCGAUUCCAUCGACGUCUUGCGAGACUUGUACUACGAAGCGUCGUUCUACCGCAUCACGUUAUUGCGCCAUGCAAUCGAAGCGUUUUUGAAAAACCAGUCAACCGCUGGACAAUCUGACGUUAGAAAAGGACGAAACGACCACGGGGGGUACGUCACGUCCGACGACCUUUACCGACAACCCAAGGAUCGAGUGGCGUCUGCUACGGUGCCGACGAUGCCGGAGCGAGAGUGGGCUAGUGGUAAUUCCACUGCCGCAGGGGGGGGUAACAAACCCCUCGCUCCCAAACUCGCACGCCGGCCGUCCAUGACGAAACAUCACAACAACGAGCCUGAACUCCGGUCAGCGCCACCCCGGGUCCAUCCAUUUCAUCAAGAGGAAACGAAAAGCCGACUCAACAUCCACGUGCCAUCGCAGCCAUCGUACAUGAACCAUACAUACGAUCAACAACCACCGUACGACCCAGCUUUGGAUUUCAUCGACAGACGCCAGCAGCACCAUCACCACCAGCAUCCGUCCGACUACUACUCGACAACUCAUAAUAUAGGCCAACACGAUGAUCGUCAUCGUUCCUGGCAAGAUGAAUACGACCACGAUCCGCGCCGACGAGACGGUUUCGAAGGGGACGGCGGUGGCAGACGAGGGAGUCGUAAGCAGCCACACCUGGCAUUUGACCCCCACCGUGACACAUACCACCGUGAUCACCAGGACGCACGAAGGCCAUACGAACAUGACGUGGCAGGCCGUGGUCCGAGUAGCUAUGCAAAGCACGAUCACCCUCUCCGUCGCCCCGAAAGCUACAAUCAUGACCCCCGUCGAGGUGGUGGCCCACCCUUGUCUCCACCUCUGGCCGACCCAUAUGGCUUCUUGUCGCGGCGAAAACAUAGUAGCAUGUAAACGAUAAACCCACUUUUUCUAUUCAGUACACGUGACAACAGCGGUUAGUAUUAUUUAACUAUGGAGGCACAUCAUCGGUCAACCACCAUUGUCCGUUCGGAUCAGCU